Messenger RNA from Spinacia oleracea (spinach), 939 nucleotides. RefSeq names its product glutathione S-transferase U9. Gene Ontology annotation, biological process: glutathione metabolic process. Lineage: Eukaryota; Viridiplantae; Streptophyta; Magnoliopsida; Caryophyllales; Amaranthaceae. The transcript is spliced from 2 exons. The record is from RefSeq and is a predicted model, not a curated record. Bases 16 to 795 code for a protein of 259 amino acids. Gene Ontology annotation, molecular function: glutathione transferase activity. Gene Ontology annotation, cellular component: cytoplasm.
AAUUGUCUUUUAGAAAUGUCAAGGCCGGAUAAAGGGAUCACAUCCACUAAAAACAGAGACAUAAAUUGGGGAGAAAAAAAGAGCAAACCACACCAAAAAAAUUCCAUUAUGGGAGAAGAGAGCUCAGUAAAGCUACAUGGAAUGUGGGCAAGUCCAUUUGUUUUGAGAGCUAAAAUUGCCCUUAAAAUAAAAGGGAUAGAGUUUGAGUAUAUUGAGGAAGAUCUAGCCAACAAAAGUGAGUUGCUCUUGCAAUAUAACCCUGUGCACAAGAAAGUCCCUGUUCUUGUGCACAAUGGUCUACCUAUUUCCGAGUCGUUGAUCAUCCUCGAAUAUAUUGAUGAGACUUGGACUCAACCCCCACAUCUCCUGCCUAAUGAUCCUUACCUAAAGGCCAAACACCGCUUCUGGGCUGCGUAUUUACAACAGAUAGCGGAGAGCUUGAGUAAGUCACUAUUUACAGAAGGUGAAGCAAUAGAGGAAAAGAUAAACGAGUACUUGAAAAAGAUGGAUGUGGCGGAAGAAUUAAUGAAGGCUGAGAAUGAUGAUAGUCCAUCUUUCCAGGAUUUGAAACCGGGAUACUUGGAUAUAGUGUUGUAUUCCCUCUUAGGAACCUAUGAUAUUGUGGAAGAGGUAUUUGGCUUUAAGACUUUCACUGCAGAAAGGUACCCAUUCUUGGCGUCUUGGAUCAACGCAUUGAGUCAAGUUCCUGAAAUUAAAGACUCGGCACCACCAAAGCUUAAGCUCAUUGAACAUCUUCGUGUUAUACGACAAAUAUAUUCAACAUCAAAGGCAUAAAUAUAUGAUCAUUAUCAGUUCCUGUUUUAUUUACAAUUUUCAUUUCUACUGGAUCGAGUUGCAGAAUAAAUUGUGUGCCCUUAGUAUUACUACUGUAAUAAAUCGUUAAGUAUUUGAAUCAAUCAUAUGUAGUAUAUACUACUA